UGGUAGAGCUGAUGAGAAUAAAUUACAGCCGACAAAUGUAUUCUGAAGUAGUUUCUCGUGUUCAAGCAUUAUUGAAGGCCGAUCCUUGUAAUUUUGAGUACUUAUUGUGGGCAGUAUUUGAUGGAAGGGAACGAAAAGUGAAGAUGAAAAUUGAAUCCAGUGAGGAUAUCUUAGAGUUGAUUGAAGAACAAAAAACUCCCUACAUUUACGUGGAGUUGGAGAAGCGAGUAAAUGUAGGUGUUCCGGGGACGGCGCAACAAAGCUUCACGCAAAUGAUGGCGUCCCAAGGUGUAUUUCCGAGUUCUUUUG
Messenger RNA from Striga hermonthica, 309 nucleotides. The record is from the annotation of a GenBank genome assembly. Lineage: Eukaryota; Viridiplantae; Streptophyta; Magnoliopsida; Lamiales; Orobanchaceae.